AUGGCAUCUCCAAAACUGUUCUUACUUAUUGCCAUCCUGGCAACCUUCAUUAUAAGCAGCAAUGCUGGCUUGCUGGACUCUCUCUCUCCAACUAUACUUACGAAAUUCUAUAGUAAAGCACCAACAAGGGAAGGUUACCGGUUCAACUUGGAAGAACCGAAUGGCAGCAAACGCGAAGAGAUUGGUAUGGUAAUGAAUCCGGGUACCGAUGAUGAACAUCUCGUAGUCAUGGGUUCUUAUACGGUCUACGAUGAGAAGAGCGAAACCGAAACGGUGACGAUGUACACAGCGGAUAAGGAUGGUUAUAAGCCACGUUACAUGUUCAAGAAUCGCAAAUUGUCUCUAAAUGCGCUUAAAUCGACAAAUGCAAACAUUUUACAAGGCGUAGGGGAACAUUAA
Messenger RNA from Rhagoletis pomonella (apple maggot), 399 nucleotides. RefSeq lists its product as uncharacterized. The coding region runs from base 1 to 399 and encodes 132 amino acids. Lineage: Eukaryota; Metazoa; Arthropoda; Insecta; Diptera; Tephritidae. The record is from RefSeq and is a predicted model, not a curated record. The transcript is spliced from 4 exons.